AUAUAGCAUACACAAGGCACCCGUCUUAUACGAUACGCAGUAUAUGUAGAAUGGAGGUGUAUACUAUCUGGUUGCUGGAAGUUUUGUGUCUCUUAUCAACUUCGACGAUUGUCAACACAUCAGUUAACACCAGUCGUAAUCCAAGUGUCAAGCACACCACUCAAAGUUCAAACUACAAAGAUGCAUACGCUGGUAAGGCAGUAGAUGGCUGUACAACACAAACAUUCAGCAACAGUUGUUGUUCACAUACACAGGGAGGUCAAAACGAAGCGUGGUGGCAAGUCAAUCUAGAGGGACUAAUCGUUUUGGAAUACGUCAAAAUAUACUACAGAAAUGACAGUUAUCAGCAAAAACAACGAUUUGGUGGCUUUCAAGUAUACCAGUCGAAUACGUCGGAGUGGCGGAACGGUUACCUUUGCCAUAAAGACACAACAUCAACGGCGGCUGCGUUGUCAUUGACUCUCAAGAUCCCAUGUACAGGUAGCGCCCAGUACCUGACGAUAUACAGCGACAGACGGUCACCAGGUCUAACGUGGUACUUUGGUAACGCUAUUCUGGAGCUUUGUGAGGUAGAAGUGUACGGUUGUCCACUUGGGAAAAAUGGUGAUGGUAAUUGUGAUUCAGAUUGUGAUGUAGGGUGUGCCAAUAGCCUGUGUGAUCCAGUGACCGGACAAUGUGCAUACUGUGCUGAUGGAUACUUUCGGCCAGGAUCUUUAUGCAUAGAAUGCCCUUCAAACUGUUAUGAUAACGUAUGCAAUGUAGAAUCCGGUGUUUGUUCCGCGUGUACUCCCGGGUAUUAUGGCAGCCAUUGUAAUCAGACCUGUCUGUUCAACUGUAAAGACAACCGAUGUAUGCAAAGCAAUGGAGAGUGUGAAGACUGUGAGGAUGGAUUCUUCGGAUCGUCCUGUGAUAACUGCUCUGUUGGUUGUACCAAUCGUUCCUGUGACAAAAUAUCCGGAAAUUGUAGUCCUUGUACUCCCGGGUAUUAUGGCAGCCAUUGUAAUCAGACUUGUUUGUUCAACUGUAAAGACAACCGAUGUAUGCAAAUCAAUGGAGAGUGUGAAGCUUGCUUGAACGGCUUCUAUGGGAUGAAGUGUGAUCGGUUAUGUUCCUCUAGAUGUGAAAACAACAUAUGCACACAAUAUGAAAGGAAAUGUACAGCAUGCAAACCUGGAUAUUAUGGUGAUAUCUGCAAGACAAGCUGCCCGUCCAAUUGCAAAGGGGAUAGAUGUAAUCAGACCAGUGGGUUAUGUACAGAAUGUGGACCCGGAUUGUAUGGCAUUGACUGUAAGCAGACUUGUCCGGUACACUGUCGAGACUCACUAUGUGCCAGAAGUAGCGGAGAUUGUCCAGCAUGUGAACCUGGUACCUUUGGACAAAAUUGUAAUAUGUCCUGUUCUGGUCAUUGUAACAAUGAUGAAUGCCAACGGAACAACGGAACGUGUAUAGUGUGUGUAGCCGGAUUUUAUGGCAGCAACUGUUUGAAGUCGUGUGGCAAUUGUCAAGGUGUGAGUUGUGACAAGGGUACUGGAGACUGUACGACAGGGUGUACAGAUGGAUGGACUGGAAACAAAUGUGACAACAAGGUGGUAAUCAUAACGAAUGGGGACUCCGCAGUGGGGAUAGGCAUCGGAUGCGGAGUGGUUAUACUGGCUCUGGUCAUAGUGAUAAUUGUACUGGUCAGACGUCUGACGAAAAAGCACAGUGAUAUCACAGGGCCUGCUCAUAUGACAGAUAUAUCAUUGUCGAAAACUGCAAAAGAGCUCAAACAAAAGCAAGAUAAUACCUACGACGAAAUAGCAACUUACAACAAGGAACAAACCAUUGCGCAGAUUUUACACAAUGAGGCAACUUAUGAACAGCUUGGACGCAGGGAGGUGGGAAUUCCACAUAUAUACGAAACAACAAAUACUGACAAGAAAACAUAGGAAAAUGGUUCCUGAAAGCUGCACAGAUUCAUCCUUGAACUCAACGUACCCAUGUUCCUGUAACUAAAUUACACUCAUAUAAAAUUUGUUUGAUUAACUAGUGUCAAAACUAAACAGAAAAGUACGUAGGUGAUGAACAUCGACAGUGCUGUGGAUUAAUUGUGUUCAGUUGUCAAAUCUUGUGUGCUUUUUACAUUGCCACAAUAUCUGAAUGUCAGUUUUGUGAACCCAAGCAUGUAUCGUAUAUGCUCUCAUUGUUAAGGUAAAGUAUAUGUUCAUAGUGGAUUAAUAUAUCUUUGUUCUGUACAGAAGUUCAUAUAUUUUGUAUAAAGUUAUUAUUUAUCGCAGUUAACCAUCGCAAUCACUCUAUACAAUUUGUCGUUUUUAAUCCAAGAAGGUGUUUUGGUGGAUGAAUGUUUUGUGGGGAUAAGUAUAAGUAGCUUUAAUCAAAUUUUCAAGUAGUGUUAGAUUACCACACAGUUGGCAUCUGGUUGACAAGUAAUAAGGUUGAUAAUUUAUAGGAAGCAUAUACAAUUAACCGAAUACGAAUAUAUCUUUAACUUUAUGGUUUGAUUAAACGCAAAGGUGCAUG
Molecule: messenger RNA, 2520 nt
Organism: Mizuhopecten yessoensis (Yesso scallop)
Lineage: Eukaryota; Metazoa; Mollusca; Bivalvia; Pectinida; Pectinidae
Product: multiple epidermal growth factor-like domains protein 11
Exons: 15
Coding region: 51-1928 (625 amino acids)
Molecular function (GO): scavenger receptor activity
Source: RefSeq, a predicted model, not a curated record